UAAAUAGAAAUCUAAUUUCAUACUAAACCUGAGAACGACAUUAGAACGGUAAACGGAGAGUGAGGAGCGAGCAAGAGACUUCAACAAACGCAUUCAAAUUUAAAAGGCUUGUGAUUUACUUGGGCUGACAAAAUGACAGGUUUCAGCAACGGAGGUUUCGAAAACGAUGAGCCGGUGAAGCCAAAAGCUGGUUUUGAGCCAGAUACAGCAUCACUCAGAGAGAAAGUCAUUUUAAAUCCGGGCGAAAAAUGGCGCAUUUUGAAAAAUAUCUCCAUCAUAUCAUUUGCAUUCAUGGUACAAUUCACAGCGUUUCAGGGCACAGCCAAUUUACAGUCCUCGAUUAAUGCCGAAGAUGGCUUAGGCACUGUAUCGUUGAGCGCCAUUUAUGCGGCGCUUGUCGUCUCAUGCAUCUUCCUACCCACACUUAUUAUACGCAAAUUGACUGUAAAAUGGACGCUGGUCUUCAGUAUGCUGUGCUAUGCGCCGUACAUCGCCUUCCAAUUGUUCCCAAAGUUUUACACAUUGGUUCCUGCUGGUAUUCUAGUCGGUUUGGGUGCCGCUCCUAUGUGGGCAUCUAAGGCCACCUAUUUGACUCAGGUCGGUCAAGUGUAUGCGAAGAUAACCGAACAAGCGGUGGAUGCAAUUAUUGUGCGAUUCUUCGGUUUCUUCUUCUUGGCUUGGCAAACAGCCGAAUUGUGGGGAAAUCUGAUUUCGAGUUUGGUGCUUUCGAGCGGAGCUCAUGGCAGUGGCGGUGACAGUAACACCACCACCUCUGAAGAUUCUCUGAAACACUGCGGUGCGAACUUCUGUGUGCAAAGUUCGACCGGCAUUUUGAGCCGUCCACCAGAUAAUGAAAUCUUCGAAAUCUCUAUGAUCUACUUGUCUUGCAUCAUUGCUGCCGUAGCCAUUAUUGCAAUCUUCCUGGAUCCCCUAAAGCGGUAUGGUGAAAAACGUAAGGGUUCACAAUCGGCACAAGAAUUGUCUGGCAUGGAAUUGCUGUCGGCUACUUUCCGUCAAAUGAAGAAACCAAACCAGCAAUUGCUCAUUCCCAUCACAAUUUUCAUUGGCAUGGAACAGGCUUUCAUCGGUGCCGAUUUCACACAGGCAUAUGUUUCGUGCGCUUUGGGCAUCAAUCAAAUUGGUUUUGUGAUGAUCUGCUUCGGUGUGGUCAACGCUAUUUGCUCGAUCCUUUUCGGUUCGGUAAUGAAAUAUAUUGGACGUCUGCCCAUCAUUAUUCUCGGCGCUGUAGUGCAUUUCACACUCAUCUCCAUCGAAUUGUUUUGGCGUCCCAGCCCUGAGAAUCCACUCAUCUUCUACGCCAUGUCCGGAUUGUGGGGUGUCGGCGAUGCUGUAUGGCAAACGCAAAUCAACGGCCUAUACGGUCUGCUCUUCCGUCGCAACAAGGAAGCGGCCUUCUCCAACUACCGUCUCUGGGAAUCAGCUGGCUUCGUGAUCGCCUAUGCAUAUGCGACAACUUUGUGUGCGCGCAUGAAGCUUUAUGUUCUAUUGGCUGUAUUGGCAUUGGGAUGCGUUGGAUACACUAUUGUGGAAAUUCUGUAUAGAAGAAAGCAACGCAAGCUAAAGAAGCAAGAGAAAUUGGAGGCUGCCGCCAAGGAGAAGGAAGCGGCUGCCGCUGCAGCAGCCGCUGAGGCUAAUGGCCCAACCGAAGUGGAAGAAACAGACGACGAGCUGGAUGAUCUCGAAGAAGAUAUUGUUGUGACGCAUUUCUAAGUCCACUUCUAAAAACAAAUACACACACACUCACAAACGCGUGCUCAAACAUGCAUACAACUGCAAAACAAACACUUGCGCCCUACAUAUCGUCAAACGUAAUGUGCAUAUGUAUGUAUGUACAUAUGUGAAAGCUUCUCACAUGUGAAAGUGCUUUGAAAAGCUUGGAACACUGCAGCUUUGGCAAGCUUAUAAACAAGGGUGAAAGCACUUCAAAUCAUUAGGGCACAUACACAUACGAUGUAAGCUUUUGUUUUGCUUUUUUGUUUCGCCUGAGCGCUUUUAGUGUUGGCGUGUAGGUGUAACUUUUCUUUGUUUU
Molecule: messenger RNA, 2050 nt
Organism: Rhagoletis zephyria (snowberry fruit fly)
Lineage: Eukaryota; Metazoa; Arthropoda; Insecta; Diptera; Tephritidae
Product: UNC93-like protein
Biological process (GO): regulation of potassium ion transport; regulation of muscle contraction
Cellular component (GO): striated muscle dense body; plasma membrane
Molecular function (GO): potassium channel regulator activity
Source: RefSeq, a predicted model, not a curated record